ACCCGAUUUUUUUUUAGUAAGCGAACCCCUUGAAUGGUCCAUCACCAAAUUUAUAGCAGCCCAGUUGUAAAAUCAUGGGUCUCACAGGGGUCCUAAAGUCCCAAAAUUUCGAUUUUUGCUCUUUCACCGAUAAGAAAAAAUAAAAAUGUGUGCUUAAAAACGAUUUCCAAAAUAUAUCAAGUUUCAAAGGGUCAUAGGUUCUAUAGGAUAUUUUGUGGGCCCCAAAUUUUUGAAAAAUUGCCCCAAAAAAAGUAGAGAAAAGACAAAUUUUGAACAACAAAAUCCAUGACAGAAUUUCUGUGUAGGUAGGAAGGUAGGUAGAUACUUAGAUAUAUCUACAUACAACGACAUCCAAGAUACAUUUUUAAAAGCAAAAAUAAAUUUGUUGAAAGUAACACGACUGGUUCGUUAUCCCUAACGAUUAUGGCAGUUGGAUUUUUUUCAGUCUUGACAUUAUAAUGUACUAGAUUGACAUAUUGUAGAAACACAUUCUCAUUAACAAAACUACGAGUAUGAGUAAAUUUCCUUUUUUAAACCAAAUAUGUACGAAGAAAUACUGCGUAAAAACACAUUUUAAUUUACACAAGCUGGUGAUAAAUAUUUCUUUAAAAGCAGUACCUUAAACAAUAUUCUGAAGUAUUCUUCAAUCGAACGUGAUACUUGUGGAAAGCUUUAUCAAAAUGAAGACCAUCAUCACACUCGCCAUUUUCAUCGUACUAUUUGAGGGAAUUGAACCUCGAGCUUUGAACGGAUGUGCGUAUGUGAAUACAACAUUCUGUAAUGGAAUCAACGUUGACUGCAUUAAUGGAAUAGUUACGAUAAAUGGCAAACAAUAUAAAUUCAUCAAACCAUCUGAUAAAGUAGAAAUUACCUUCAAUGAGUUAAAAGUGAAUAACAAACUCGUCGAUAAGAUCACUGCCGCCCCUGGAAGUGGUAGGAGCUCUUUUCUUAGUGGCAAUCCAACACGAGAAGCGAAUGGCAAUAAAUGUCCAUCUGUAGCAAAAAUAAACGCAUCUGAUAUACUUCACUAUUGCGUAAAUGGGCAGUUGUACAUUGACGGUAAAAAAAUUGAAAAUGUAAAACCUACAGAUAACAUUGUAAUUAUUUCAAAUGAUCUUAGAAUUAAUGGUAAAUUCAUUCGACACAUUCGAGAUGAAGGAGAAGAGGAAGAAGAGGAGGAAGAAGAAGAUGAUAAUAAUGGAAUAGAAGAUGAAGAUGAUGACUCGGAAGAAAAUUAUGAGGAGGAUGAAAAUGAAUCUGAUGAAGAGAUUGAUGAUAAUGCGAAAGAAGAGGACGAUGAGGAGGAAGAAGAGGAUGAGGAGGCAGGGGAUGACGAGGAGAAGGAUGAUGAUGAGGGGGAGGAGGAGGAAGGGGAGGAGUUGAAUAAUGAUGAUGAAGAAGAGGAUGAGGUUAGUGAAGAUGAAAAGGAAGAGAACGAUGAAGAUAUUAACGAAAAUUAUGAUGACGAUGACGAUAAGGGAGAGGAGGAGGAGGAGGAGGAGGAGGAGGAGGAGGAGGUGGAGGAGACAGAUGAGGAAAACGAUGAUGUAGAGGAGGAGGAAAUCGAUAAUGAAGACAAAGAGGAGGUAGAAGAAAAUGAUGAAGAAGAGGAAGAAGAAGCAGAAGAAGAAAAUGAUGAAGAAGAGGAGGAGGAAGUAGAUGAUGAUGAAGAGCAAGAAGAAGCAGAAGAAGAAAAUGAUGAAGAAAAUGAUGAAGAAAAUGAGGAAGUAGAUGAUGAUGAAGAUGAGAAUGAGAAUGACGACGAUAAUGAUGAAGCAGAAGACCAACAAGAAGGCAUAGAACCCUAUUACGGUGCUAGAGCUAGACCCAGAGGCUUCAUUAAAUCGUCAUCGUAUCGUGGUUAUGAUUUUGAUUCAGAUUCAGAUUCAGAUUCAGAUUCAGAUUCAGAUUCCGAUUCAGAUUCAGAUUCCGAUGAUGAUUACGGUAAAAAUAUUUUCAUGCCAAGUAGUCGGACAAGUUUUAUCAGCGGAGUUUCUCCAAAAAAGACCAUUGUCUUUGAGAACAACAUCGUUAACGGUCGUCGCGUACCCAAUUAUACUAUAACAAAAAGUGUCAACACACCUCCGAGAAUUAUUAAUUCGCAAAAAUCCAAGGUGAUUAAAAACGUAAAGAAACCAGUACAGAAGGCGAACUCGAGUAAAAACAAUAAAACGAAAACUGCCAACAAAUUCAAUUCCAGUAAUAGUGGCAAGAAAAUUUAUGAUUUUUCUGGGAUGAAUAUAACUUGUAACGGAUGGAAUAGUUUGAAUCCUUACUGGAUAGGUAAUAAAUUUUACAUUAAGGAUGUUGAAAUAAAAAAUUUCAAACGUUCUGAUAAAUUAAAAAUUGUUGGAAACAAAGUUUUCGUGAAUAAUAAAUUCAAAUGUUACAUUUAA
Molecule: messenger RNA, 2396 nt
Organism: Planococcus citri (citrus mealybug)
Lineage: Eukaryota; Metazoa; Arthropoda; Insecta; Hemiptera; Pseudococcidae
Product: putative surface protein SACOL0050
Exons: 3
Coding region: 681-2396 (571 amino acids)
Source: RefSeq, a predicted model, not a curated record